Molecule: messenger RNA, 3791 nt
Organism: Grammomys surdaster
Lineage: Eukaryota; Metazoa; Chordata; Mammalia; Rodentia; Muridae
Gene: Plppr1
Product: phospholipid phosphatase related 1
Exons: 8
Coding region: 202-1179 (325 amino acids)
Biological process (GO): signal transduction; phospholipid dephosphorylation; phospholipid metabolic process
Molecular function (GO): phosphatidate phosphatase activity
Source: RefSeq, a predicted model, not a curated record
AUACGCCCGCGCCGCGCGCUCGCCCGCUCGCUCUCCCACGCAAGCGGAAUGCAGCAGCGCCAGAGGAGCUUGUCUGCAGCCGCUGCCUGAAUGCACCUCGCCGCCCGCAGCCGGUCCGCCCAAUAGGGCGCAAGGGAGGAAGCUUGGCCGCCAAAGCCUGGACAAUUUCUGACAGUGCAGUCUCACCACAUGGUUUGAGAGAUGGCUGUGGAAAACAACACUCAGCGCAGCUACUCCAUCAUUCCAUGUUUUAUAUUUGUUGAGCUUGUCAUCAUGGCUGGGACAGUGCUGCUUGCCUACUACUUCGAAUGCACUGACACCUUUCAGGUGCAUAUCCAAGGAUUCUUCUGUCAGGAUGGAGAUUUAAUGAAGCCUUACCCGGGGACGGAAGAGGAAAGCUUCAUCAGCCCUCUGGUGCUCUAUUGCGUUCUGGCUGCCACUCCAACUGCUAUUAUUUUCAUUGGUGAAAUAUCCAUGUAUUUCAUAAAGUCAACAAGAGAGUCCCUGAUUGCUGAGGAGAAAAUGAUCCUGACAGGGGACUGCUGCUACCUGAGCCCCUUACUCCGAAGGAUCAUUAGGUUCAUUGGGGUAUUUGCAUUUGGACUUUUUGCUACUGACAUUUUUGUAAACGCCGGGCAAGUGGUCACUGGCCACCUAACACCAUACUUCCUGACAGUGUGCCAGCCAAACUAUACCAGUACAGACUGCCGGGCACACCACCAGUUCAUCAACAAUGGCAACAUCUGCACUGGGGACCUGGAAGUAAUAGAAAAAGCUCGGAGGUCCUUUCCCUCCAAACACGCCGCUCUGAGCAUUUACUCCGCCUUAUAUGCCACGAUGUACAUCACAAGCACAAUCAAGACAAAGAGCAGUCGGCUGGCCAAGCCAGUGCUGUGCUUGGGAACCCUCUGUACAGCCUUCCUAACGGGCCUCAACCGAGUCUCAGAGUACCGGAACCACUGUUCAGACGUGAUUGCCGGCUUCAUCCUGGGCACCGCAGUGGCCCUGUUUUUGGGAAUGUGUGUGGUCCAUAACUUUAAAGGAACUCAAGGCUCUCUUUCCAAACCCAAACCUGAGGAUCCCCGUGGAGUUCCUUUGAUGGCUUUCCCAAGGAUAGAGAGCCCACUGGAAACCUUAAGUGCACAGAAUCACUCAGCCUCCAUGACGGAAGUCACCUGAGAUGAAUGAAGACGUGUAGCUGUUUGGGGUUUGUUUGUUUUUGUUUUUGUUUUUGUUUUCAGCAACCUCCCAGUUCAAUACUUCAAAAUACACAGUUACUCAAACUGUGAAGACAAGUAUUACAUUUAUCUAGUUAGAUGCUAAUGUUUUGUACAUUUUUUGUAUGAAGAAGUGAUGUAGCUUGCCCUGAUCUUUUUUUUUUUGUCAGCUUUAAUAUAUUUAUGCCAGAUUUUUAAAACCAACAAAAUUUUCCUCUUGUUCAAGUGUGCAUUGAAGAAUCACAUUUAUUCAAUGGUUGAUGUUGUUUUGUGAUAUUUGUACACAAAUUUUCUCAGUUUUAUAGACACAAAUAAAGCAAAUGACACACUUUAAACCACAUUUUAUUACCACAGUUGCUGCCUCCUCCAGAAGUUUUGAAUUUUAAUGAAAGUUAAACUUUUGAGUUACAGGAAGGACCAUGGUGGUUACAUAUUAAAAUCAAUUGUGGAAGAAAAAUAUUGGAAGAGAACUUUGUGUUCUGUUCUGUUAAUAGUCAACUGAAUUUCAAGUUAAAGUGACAGGGGCAUACUAGUGAAGAGUCCUAGUUGCCUAACUAUUGGCAUAGAAGCCUAUAUUUGGGGGGAGUGGGCUUUAGUUAUACGAUGCUUUCUUAGAUAAUGGCCUCGACACCCUACAGUGCACAAGGUUGGUCUGGAAUUCUGACCUUGGGCAGGUGACACUGUAGCCUUCUAUCCAAGAGAGCAGCUAGCACCAGCCAUUCCUGUCAACUCAACAGUUUUGUAUAUCAUAUUGUAUGGACUUUUUAUGAAAAAGAAUAUUUUACAGUUUGCACAGUAUUAUUUUACAGAAAGGCUAUCAAAACAUCUGCACAUAGAGGCCCAGAGCAAUGGCCUCACUAUGGGGCUUCUAACUGUUCUUAGAUUUUAACUGCAUCCCAUUUUUUCUAGCAUGGUGUUAAUGUGUCCCUCCUUAGGGAGAAGGAGUUCUCUCUCUGUAUCUAUCAAAAUGUUUCUCACCCAUGUCAGCUCUUCUUAGCUUUUUUUGUACAUAUUUUUUUUUCUAAAGAGAAGAAAAAAAAGUUAUCACAAAAUGUAUUCUGGCUCAUGUGCUUUGUUUUUCAUUUCACUCAGCAGUGUUUGAAGAACCACGGAGUGUUUGUGCUUCUCAGUUCAUGUGAGGAGUGAUUAAACGAACCAUUAAAUCGGAGUACGACUGAAAGGUCAUUCAGAGAGUAAGCAUACGGGAGCAGGGAGGAAAGGAGUCACUAUACAUAAAUAUGCAUGCAUAUGUGUUAAAACAAGGUGAAAGAAUUACUUCAUUUAGUAAAAUAUUCAAAUCAAAUGUAUUUUCUGGAUUCCUAGGGUGAUACCUUAGUCUUCAAACUGCCCUGAAAUUUCCAAGUUUUCAAUAAACAAGUAGUCUUCUUUUAGAAAAAAUAGUCACCUCUGAUAAAAUUUUCCUGGGACCUGUUUCCUGAACUGUUUACCCAAACUCUUUUAUAUACAUUCAAACACAUGUUCUAAGUAGUAUCUGACUAAAGUCAGAGAAAAGAGCUAGAGUUGUGGCUCUGUUCAUCUCUUAACUAUCUACCCUCACAUAUGUAAUGAAUCUGUUGUUUUCAGGGCAAUGAACCCAGAGAAGGGAUAUAAACUCUAAAACACUGUGAUACACACCAGUCCCAAGAUCAUGGUCAGCUCAUUCUUCUAUUCUUUCCGUUACAUGAUGGCUCUGAACCAAGUUUAGCCCUUCUUGGUGUGAUGUGUCUACCUAGAUGGUUCAUGGAUGCUACAGAGGAAAGGAAGUCCUGAGAAAGAAUGAUUUGCAGACUCUGAGCUCUCUCUUCUCUCCUGUAUGAUAAGUGUGAAGUCAUCCAGUGUCAGGGUGACUCAUUUUAUUUACCUAAACACAUGGCAUUUUUAAAGAAAAUAGAUAAAAGGCUCUGUUUAUUUUUCCUGAAACUUCAAAAAAUGAUGGUAGACAAAAUUGAUGUUUAUUACCUAUUUCGUGUCACACUUAAAGCUCUAUCUGGUCACCAAAUUGUAUUUUGAAGAAAAUCAAAAUCAACAAAAUGGCUCAUUACCUUUGCACUCUUUUUUCUAAGUUUGAUUCUGGAAAGAUCACUUGUUAUUUCAAAAUCUGUGGUCACAGACUCUGGUUCCAUAGCCCAGGGUGUGUAGGGUAUUCUAUGGCAAGCUAUGUUCUAUGGUAUACUACUAUAUAUCAGUUACAACUAAGGGGUUUCUUUCUAUUCUCUUCCCUGGGUCUCUGAGUCAGUCUGACCCCUGAGUACUAUGCCAUAAUGACUUUAAUAGAGCCUCUACUUACACUUAAGAUACUUCUGUGGCCUCAGCUGAGAGUAAACCCUCCAAUCUAGCAUGUCAAAUUCAUUUCUCAGAUUUGGAUGUCCCUACUUGAGUUUCCUGACAAGGACAAAGCUCUUUGUCCCAACAGGGCAAAUAGUGACUAUAACCUAAGAGAAAAAUAAAUUCUGGAGUGAAUGUUUUCCCUUUGUUUUUUUUAAUAGAUGGCAGAAAUGCCUGAGAAAGUCUGGCUUACUGUGGGAAAAGAUUGAAAAGAAACAAGACUAAUAAAAUGUUUUGAUGUUAUGCAAC